AAUUGAAAUGGCUAUAACUCUGUCUCUCCUCUCCGUAUUGUGCCCGUCAAUCACCCCAACGAGAUCAACCCCGAUUCGAUCCAGGGAGGAGGAGGAGGAGGAGGGUUUAUCUCGCCAUCAUCUUUCCCUAAUUGAAACAAUAUUAAUUGGAUUUGAAAAUGGCGCCAGUAUCAGCAUUAGCAAAGUACAAACUGGUAUUUUUGGGUGACCAAUCUGUUGGUAAAACCAGCAUCAUCACUCGCUUCAUGUACGAUAAAUUUGAUAACACCUAUCAGGCAACAAUUGGUAUUGAUUUUCUAUCAAAAACCAUGUAUCUUGAAGAUCGAACCGUUCGACUACAGUUGUGGGAUACGGCUGGACAGGAAAGAUUUAGAAGUCUUAUUCCAAGCUACAUCCGGGACUCAUCCGUAGCCGUUAUUGUAUAUGAUGUUGCAAGCCGACAGACUUUCUUAAAUACAACAAAGUGGAUUGAAGAGGUGCGAACAGAGAGAGGCAGUGAUGUCAUUAUUGUUCUUGUUGGGAACAAAACUGAUCUCGUUGAAAAGAGACAAGUCUCCAUAGAGGACGGGGAAGCAAAAGCACGUGAGCUCAAUGUCAUGUUUAUUGAAACUAGCGCUAAAGCUGGAUUUAAUAUUAAGGCCCUUUUUCGGAAAAUUGCUGCUGCAUUACCUGGAAUGGAAACACUAUCUUCUGCAAAACAAGAAGACUUGGUUGAUGUAAACUUAAAGUCUUCAUCUGGGAAUGCUCAAUCUCAAACUCAAUCAAGUGGAUGUUCUUGUUGAACACACUUUAUCUUGUACUUGUGUUGCCGUGUAGCAUUAUGUGUUGUGCUUUUUUGCUCUAUGUAGGUUUCUCUAUAGUUUUCUACAACAUUAAAUGAAAAAUUCAAAGAUUACUUUAGCUGUGCGAGGGAGGGGUUGAUAGAAGUUGUUUGUAGUAAAAUUCUAUUAGUUGGUUAUGGUUAUGCCGCGAUAAUGUACUAUUGUAUUAAAAUUGUCAAACUUGACAUUGGAUUAUGUUCAUUGCACUCUGAGAAGAUAUGGUUGAUGUGAACCUAAAAUCUUCUAGCUGCCAUGAGUCUCAACCUCAGUCUGGUGGAUGUUCUUGCUGAAUGUGCCUUAUCUUAGUGCUCUUUGAUCUUUAUGCUUCAUUUUAUUUGUUUUGAACUGUACGUGACUGAACUAUGUAAAGGUUCUAUAGUGUUUUAGAUUUUUACAACAUUAUUUUUA
Medicago truncatula (barrel medic) is the source of this 1229-nucleotide messenger RNA. RefSeq names its product ras-related protein RABH1b. Bases 159 to 782 code for a protein of 207 amino acids. Lineage: Eukaryota; Viridiplantae; Streptophyta; Magnoliopsida; Fabales; Fabaceae. Gene Ontology annotation, molecular function: GTP binding; GTPase activity. The record is from RefSeq and is a predicted model, not a curated record. The transcript is spliced from 6 exons.